GCCGGAGAGGUCGUUUUGACAUUUUUUUUUUUCACGCACAAUUCGUCCAGGUGCCCACGUUGUUAUAUAUAAUUCAUAUAAAGUUGUUCGUGACAUAUUAAUAUAGCUGUAGUAUAUAUAGUAUGUGCAUUUAAAUCUACAAGUGAUGCCGUUACUCCGAAGUUAAUAAAGUUUGAGCUUAUUAUAGUUGUGUACAUACGCAACGUAAAUAGGUACAAUUCUCUCGUUCGAACGAAAACGCAUUGGCGUUACUCUCCUCCUGGAAUAUUAUUGAAAAAGUAGUGUGUUACAAUUAUUUUUAUGCCGUCGAUUAAAUUAUCAACCACCCGAGUUACAAGAAUUGCCUGCGCAUAGGCAUUGUCGUUUAAAAGUAUAAAACAUAAUUGUCUAGCCAGUAGGUGAACCUUACGAAACCUUUUGACGGAUCAAAACUAACUGAAAUAAAAAUGAAAUCCAUCGCCGCCGUUGUGUGUACUCUUCUUCUAGUCUCUACAUUAAUAUCAGCUGCUCCAUCUUACAUGGACUACGAGAACGCCAAAGAUCUGUACGAACUUCUGUUGCAAAGGGAUCUAAUAGACUCCAUGGGAAACUCUUUGAUCGAUCCCAAUCAACAUCGCAUGGUCCGCAAAAACCAGAGAUCUCCGUCGCUGAGGUUAAGGUUCGGACGCCGAAGCGAUCCGGCGCUCUACCAGAACGCCUUGAAUGCAGAAUACCACAACGACUCCGAUGUGAAUUAAAUGCGCCCUUCAUCAGAAGUUAUAUUAUACUCUUCUUAUUUAAAAUCAUUCGCUUCGUUGUAAAACCCUUAAUUUGUUUAUAUUUUACAUUCUCACUAGUGCUUUUUCAAUCAAAUUGUACCUUUAGCAUGCAUUUUAGCGAUUACAGAUUUUUUUUAACGUAGUUGGUUGUAUUCCAUUUUAGUUCUAAGGUAAAUUUUACAUUCCCUAGAAAAAUGUAUUUAUUUACUCCGCAGGUUAGCAUUACUCUUAAAAUAUAUAUGUCAAAAUAACAGUCAUCAUUUAUUUUGUUAAUACUUCAAUAGUAACAUUAUUAGGUAUGAUUCUUGUUAUAAUUCUUAUUACAAUUAAUAACCUACUCUACUUAUACCUGUACUCUAAACCGAUAUUUAAAAAAAAAAAACGUAGGUUGAGCCUUAUGUGAAUUUCCGAGCAAUAUUUUUUUCUCAGAUGCUACUCUACCUAUUCUACUGCAGAUACGCUACUACCCAUUCUACCGCAGAAUUAAAAAAAAAAUAAAACUUUAUAUAGGUAUUAAUUAAUAAUGAUGAUAAUAAGUACUCUAUAAGGUACUAUAGGUACCUACUAACUAAUAAUAAAUAACGUGGUUAUGGAAAUUCACGUACGGUUUUUGGAGUGAAUAAUGUUUAUAAAACGAGUAUAACAUAAUAUUUAAACUUAUAACUAUUAAAGAAAUAUUACAUUUUAUUGAAA
This is a messenger RNA of Metopolophium dirhodum (rose-grain aphid), 1451 nucleotides long. It is a transcript of the gene sNPF, whose product is annotated as short neuropeptide F. The record is from RefSeq and is a predicted model, not a curated record. The transcript has 4 exons. Lineage: Eukaryota; Metazoa; Arthropoda; Insecta; Hemiptera; Aphididae. Bases 447 to 737 code for a protein of 96 amino acids.